Messenger RNA from Penicillium oxalicum, 1203 nucleotides. Its product is annotated as Sec62 family protein translocation protein. Gene Ontology annotation, biological process: post-translational protein targeting to membrane, translocation. The transcript has 3 exons. Gene Ontology annotation, cellular component: endoplasmic reticulum membrane; endoplasmic reticulum. The coding region runs from base 1 to 1203 and encodes 400 amino acids. The record is from RefSeq and is a predicted model, not a curated record. Lineage: Eukaryota; Fungi; Ascomycota; Eurotiomycetes; Eurotiales; Aspergillaceae.
AUGGCGCAGAUGGCCGCGAUGCAACAACAGUUCGCCGCCGAAGCCGCAAGGCGAGGACUGACACCAGAGCAAUUUGCACAGCAACAGCGGGACCAACUGACUGCCGAUGCCGCCAAGCAGGGACUUACUCCUGAGCAAUACAUUGCGCAACUGCGCAUGCGAGCGCUUCAGGCACACCAGCAGCAAAUGGAGGCCCAGCGCCAGGCUCAAGGAUCGCCUCAACCAGGUCAACCACAGCAACCGGGACAGCCGGGACAGCUAGGACAGCCAGGGCAGCCAGCCCAACAACCACAGCCCCAAGCGCCGCAGCCAGCUCAGGCCCAACAACAGACACACCAGGUGCCUGUUCAGCCUGGACAACCAGCCGACCCCAAGGCAGUGGCCUUGGCCAACUUCCUCCGGUCGCAGAACCUGAAGCCUCGCACUUGUAUUUUGGACGGUCAGCGCAAAGAAAUGUUCAAGGUCAAGCGAGCCAUUCGAGCCAUCGAGUCACCCGCUUACGCCAAAGCUACCGCCAAGAAGAAUUCGCUACUCCCACCGGUGACAGAUCGCGCGUCUGCUGAGAACGUUUUCAAACUGCUGCCGCUCUCUUUGCUGGCUCUCCGUGUCAGCAAGGUGGAUCCUCACGAGGGACACAACCACGCGAAGCCAAAGAACCGAGUGAAGGGCCAAUGGACUGUGAAGAUUGAGCAGCACCAAGACGUGAAUCCCAUGAUGCACUACGUGUGGCUUUAUGAGGGUCCUCAGUGGAAGCAAAAGGCUAUGGCUGCGGCCGUUGUCGCCGGUAUCUUUGCUGUUGUCCUUUUCCCUCUGUGGCCCGUCAUGUUGCGCCAGGGUGUCUGGUACCUCAGUGUGGGCAUGAUGGGGCUGCUCGGUCUUUUCUUCGCCAUGGCGAUCUUCCGGCUGAUUCUUUUCUGCAUUACUGUCUUCGCUGUCCCUCCCGGUCUGUGGCUCUUCCCCAACCUCUUUGAGGACGUUGGUUUCUUUGACAGUUUCAAGCCUCUGUGGGGCUGGCAGGAGACAAAGAAGAAGAAGAGCAAGAAGUCUAAGACCUCCUCUGAUGCCAAGGCUACUGCUACCGCUACGGAAAAUUCCCCUGAUGCUGCCUCCGCCACCACAACCUCGGCUGAGACGACAGCUCCAGCCAAUGCUACCCCGGUGAAGCGUGAUCUGGCCCCCCGGGUGGAAGAGGUGGAGGAGUAA